This is a messenger RNA of Somion occarium, 1456 nucleotides long. The record is from the annotation of a GenBank genome assembly. Lineage: Eukaryota; Fungi; Basidiomycota; Agaricomycetes; Polyporales; Cerrenaceae.
AGCCAAAUUAAUAGCCGCGUCACGGACGUCACACAAUAUGUCACGGGGUGUUUACCGGAAAGGUAGUUCGUAAAUUUCGGUUUCGACCAACUGCUCGCUCUGCAGCCUCUGGACAUUUAUUCGUAGGACUCACAAUGCCAACACCGAUUGAUGUCUUACAGAGCUCACUGGAGGCUCAUAAUGCCACCUUUGAGGCACUUUUGAAUCUCAUACCGGCGAGGUACUACCUUGUCCAGGAAUUGUCGGAAGAGCAGAUCGCCUCGAAGUACCAAAAGAACAGUAAGAAACAAAAGGCCCCGAAGCAAGCUAUCAAAGAGGCGACGAAAAAAGCCAAGCGAGACAAGCUCGACCCGGCCAACAAUAAAACUAUUGUGGAACUUCAACGUGAGGCUGCUCUCGCCAAGGACCAAGAAAAGGCUAGUAAGAGCGAGAAAGCCAAAGGCAAGCGGAAAGCAGCCGAGGCAGACUUGGACGAUGACGAUGAAAUGGAUAUCCAUAUGUCCUUCGAUGCUGGGGAGAACUCUGAAGGCGGUUCCGGUGAUGAAGAUGACGACGACGUCAACGUCGAUAUAGAUGAAAGCGAGAAGCAGGAGCUUGUAGCUAUGCCAACAUCUGGAGGAAUUCAAGAGCUGCGAGAAAAACUGCACGCGCGGAUGGCCGCUUUACGCCGUGGAGGCAGGGGAUAUGGGGAACCUGGUAGUCGUGACGAGUUGAUCGAGGAAAGAAGGAGACAAAGAGCUGCGAUGCGAGAGAAGAGGAGAAAAGAGACGAGGGAAAAGAUCAAGCGGGAAACCGAGGCUAAAGGGAGGAAAGGAAAAGAGAAGGAAAGGAAUGCUGGUCCAACGACUAAGCAACAAUUACUAGUACCCGAUCAUGCUACGGCGUCAGGCUCUCAUGGACAUGGACCAUCGCAUACGAAUGUCACAUUCUCCCUUCCUGCCAACGGUCCUUCUUCGAGCAAGAAGCCACAUCUGAAGACUUCAUCCAACCCUACGCAAGCUCUUUCACAACUCGCCGCAAGGAAGGAGAAACUCGCAUCUUUGCCAGAAGACAAGCGAAAAGAAAGGGAAGAACGGGAAAAAUGGGAGAAGGCUGAAGCUAGGAUGGAAGGUAUGAAGGUCCAUGAUGAUGAGGGCCGCCUAAAGAAGGCAGCGAAGCGGAAGGAGAAGGAGAAGCUGAAGAGCAAGAAGUCUUGGGAGGAGAGGAAGGAGCACGUCGCGACUUCGAUGGCAGCCAAACAGAAGAAACGUCAAGACAAUAUUGUAACAAGGACCGAGAGGAGAAACGAUAAGCGGAAAGGUGUCAAAACCAAAGAAAAGGCGCGCCCUGGUUUCGAGGGCAAGUCAUUUGGCAAGGGUAGAGGAAAAGGCAAACCUUCUGGUAAGAAGUAAUACUCUCUUCUACAUCUCUUGUCUGUGCCAUGUCAUAUUGCAUUUUAUUCCGAUAUGUUCCUACU